AUGGGCAAGAAUCCUGUUAUAACAGUUCAAGAUAGCUCUUCACCGACCUCUUCGAAGAAGAUCAAAAGGACAGCAUCUGAUGGAUCACGAAAGAAAGAAAAACCCGAAGUUGAUGCGAAAGCGGGGAAUACAGCAGGGAGAUCGGAGGGUAAAAACGACGGAAAGAACAAGGCUUCGAGUCUGGCAGUUCCCGGUGCUAAGCAGCCUGAUGUUGAGUCGAAGAAGGUCCGUUCUAGGAGUGUCACGCCCGACCCUCCCAGCAAGAAGGUCAAGAAGCCGAGCCCAACGCCCGCGACAACGAUUGACAAGUCGAAGACUGGCACAUACACUGACCUGGAACCAGUAGUCAAAAUACCCUGGGACGACACCUUUUGUUUAGGCCAUGGCGUCAACGCUCUUACAGGCGAAUCCACAGCCAGCUGUGCGCUGACAUGGAAUGACAAGUCAUUCAAGUUUGCCGAACGAAGAAUCGCUCGAAGCAAGACUUCCAUUGAUGUUAUACAUUGGAACGACCUGAAGAAUCUCGUAGAUGGUUACGAACUCGAAGCUGGAGUUGGGACCGGCACGAUCAAUGUUGCCCUCCAUCCCGCGCUAGAGUUCAGAGCAAAAUUGGCAUCUGUACUGACAAACUCAUCUUCGGCAAAGACAGUUUUGGUUCAGUAUCAUGCGUAUGGAGGGUUUGAGACACAGUUCCUUCCCAGAGACGUCGCGUUACGACCGGACUUGCAUGGUAUCUCGACGAAUGAAUUUCGGGAGCGGUAUGGGGACUAUUAUAUUGCUGGUCAUCAAGAUGGGUUUAGCUGUCGAGCCGUUAUUGUGUGCCGAAUCAAAGAGAGUGCUACUUCCGAUUCUCAGGAAGCUAUAGCAAAAGCUCACAUUGAGAAGAUUUUGUCGGUCGGAAUUUCAGCAAGUGACUCUAAGACAGAGUCUCAAGAAUGCACUUUGCUACAUGCGGUUAUCGAUUCUCGAGGUUGUUCACCGGAAGUGAACUCGUUGGCGUCCAUCAAUGAUAUGAAUUCGAUAGCGGAUACCCUAAAAUCUCUCACCCAGUCGAUGAGAAACCCACUAGGAACAAAGUUCACCGCUUUGCUUCAUCAUUACAGCACACUAGACCAUAAUAUCCUUCCACGUCGGAUCGACGGGAUUCAAGAUUCCGUCUUUGCUAAAGCGCGUGAAAUGCGGGAAUAUUACGCUCAUCUUCAAGCUUUCCUGAUCCACCCAGCCCUUCGAAACUUCAAAGGAACCCGCGAUAACAUCAAUAGAAUACUCAAGACUUUCGAGCUCGCCCGUCGAGAUCUGCUCCUCCGUCAACCCAAGUCCAAAACCUACCCCGACUACGAAUCCAUGUACAAAGAAUUCAAAGGUCUCAUCGAACGUUCUUCAACGCUAGAUUCCCGUUAUGAGUUUAUCCGUGGCGUGAAGAACAUGGACUGUAGCAUCCGUACUUUCGUACCUAUGGGGAGCAACCGGAUAUACAGAUGGGAGUGCGGAAAAACCGGUGGAAAGGUGACCGACAAUGUAUGUGGUUUUCAAGUGGUGGGAUUUGAACCCGGUCACAAGGCAUAUGAGAUUACUUGGUCUGCGUCCGUGACUGCGCUCUCGAAGAGACAAAUGUUGCUCAAGAAAUUGGGAGGAAGUGGUGAUGCGCAGUAUAUGGAAUUUAGAGUCUUACCAACAACGGAAGUGGCGAAGCCUCCGGUUAUACGCAAGGCUAAGGGCCAUGGGAUAUUUGGAGUUCCGUAUAACAACCGCUCCGGCGACUCUGACGACGGGGACGACUUUCUUUUUCGGAUGGUUGGGGGUCCGGUUUUCGUGCUUGGAUGGACAUUAUCAUGUGAAUGGGAGGGUAGUCGCGACGAUAAGCCUGUCAUCAAGGUUCAGGGAGAGAACAAUUUCAUUCUUUCGGACCAUCUUGGUAUUCGUUUGGACACCUCGAGGCCUGCACGGUGGACGUGUCAAAUCACGUUCGUUUUUCAAUGUUCUUUCAACUUCCCUGAUCUUAAUCUCCAAUCUGGUGGUGGGGACGGGUUAAUGGCAGAGGCCAAUCGUCUCCUUCCAUCUCCUCCAAACAAAAUAACCAAGUACAGGCCCCCUAUGGGAGAGCUCGGUCACUGA
Messenger RNA from Marasmius oreades (fairy-ring Marasmius), 2115 nucleotides. RefSeq lists its product as uncharacterized. Bases 1 to 2115 code for a protein of 704 amino acids. The record is from RefSeq and is a predicted model, not a curated record. The transcript has 6 exons. NCBI's taxonomy places the organism in Eukaryota, Fungi, Basidiomycota, Agaricomycetes, Agaricales, Marasmiaceae.